GCCGCGGGUUUUCCUGCGGGGCCCCGCAACUGCUGGGAAAAGUGGCUGUGCCCCGGGAGCGACGGAGCGCAAGAUAAUUCUCUAAUGGACCAAUGAAAGCCAACGAUGACAAGUUGUGGUCAACAGUCCUUGAAUGUGCUGAUGGUUCUACUUUCAUUACUAUUGUCAGCAGCCUUGUCUGCACAUUUCCGGGUCUGCGAGCCAUACACAGACUACAAAGGUCGCUACCACUUUGGUUUUCACUGCCCCCGUCUUUCUGACAAUAAAUCCUACAUCUUUUGCUGUCACCAUAACAACACAGUAUUUAAAUACUGCUGCAAUGAGACAGAAUUUCAGACUGUUAUGCAGAUGAACUUAACGGGGAAUGCAGAUGGAUAUAUGCACAACAACUACAGUGCACUGUUAGGAGUGUGGAUCUAUGGCUUUUUUGUGGUGAUCUUGCUGGUACUGGACCUUUUAUAUUACUCUUCAAUGAACUAUGAUAUUUGCAAACUUUACUUGGCACGGUGGGGAAUCCAGGGAAAGUGGAUGACACAGGGACAGAACCGAUGGAUUAACCCUGCUCAGGAUCCAAGCCAAGUACAGACACAGCCUCAGCCAGAGCCACAGCCUCAAACUCAGCCACAGCCUCAAACAUCACAGACAGUACAUACUUUAAAAGGAGAUGCUUUAAGCCCACCCCUGAUGUCUUUUCAGAGUACAUCUGCCUGAAAUUUCUACUGAUGUGCCUCAAGAUGGGAGAGGUAAGAUCAGUCUUCAAGGAGCAGCUUCCAAGAAAAUCAACUCGAUGACAAGAGCUGAAAAAAUGAUGGAUAAGCAGGAGAGAGAAAGACUACAAGAGGGGCAUUGAGCAAGUCAACUGCUGAGAAACAUCAUUCAGACAACUUCUAUAGGCAAGUGAUACAGAAAGAGUCUCCAGAAGAAAGCAGUCUGUAAGCAAUAUUUAAAUUUUAGACCGACAACAUUAUCUCUGAAAGGAAGCACCAUAUUUGAGGAAAUGCUCAACAGGGAGAAAAUUGAGUUGCUCUGGCAAAUUCACACAAAGGUGUAGAAGAUCACAAGACAAACCUUUGGUAGAUAACUUUUCUUUGCCUCCCCAUCCAUGUAGUGCCAUUUGAGCCGAAUGUAAGUGUCAGAAUACUGAAUGUGAGUUUUUCCAAAGUUCUCUAGAUAAUAUUUUGUGACAAUAGGGUAGAUGCUGGCAAUCCCCAUCAUUGUUAACCACAAUGGUUAACGUGCAUUACAAGAUAAGUGAAGCUCUUUCCUUGAGUUCAACUGCAGAGUAGCAAUCAUUUCCACCUUAAUACACAUUUUAAGAUCAUUGGCAAUGAUUCUACUAAAACAUCAAACAUCUGAGCAUAUCUUGGCUUCAGCUUCACACACUCUCCUGAAGAGAAGAGCUUUAUUAAGAAGCAACACAGGCACCCCAUUCCACCCCCCUACUCCUUGAAGUUGAAAGAAAACCAGAAGAAAAUCAACUAUAUAUUUCAGAAGCAAUAACACUAUUGUCCCUCUGCUUUACAAGGCAAUAAUCCAAUUCCCUCUGCCACAGCCUGUCUUCAGAGUUUACCCCUCACAAAUCUAAGAAUUCAUGUGUAAGCUGGAAGGGCAAUGAUGCCACCACAGAAGUCUCCUCAGUCUUGGUCUUUGGUCACUAUGUUGCAAUAGCUUGACUUCCCUUUCCACAAGACAGGUUUAUUUUAAAAUAUCAGCUUAAAAAGUAAUCAAUUACAUGGGAAAAUCCUGUUAAAUUCAAUUAUUUAAGACAUACACGUGGAGAACCUGGCAAUGGCAACCAAACACAGGAGCUCAUCUAGAAAUCAUAACACAAACCCAUGAUAAUGCCAAAUUAAUCCUUCACGCCUAAGAUUUUGUCCUGCAAACCUGAAUAACUUUAAAAUAAUCAUAUAUUUUGCUACACAGCCAACACCUAAUCAGUGAACAAUCAAGUUUUCUUUUUGUACAGCUUUGACUUGAGUGGAUUGUACUCUUCUGUUGAACUCCAAAGGGGUAGACUGCUGAGUGGUCCGAGCGAAUUCAGGGCUACUGGAGCACAUGAUGGUGCAUGACUAAAGCAGGACUAGUGCUGGGGGACCCAACAAGGCUGGAGACCACAAGAGUGCCUGGUCUUCAAAGAAGGCCCUCUCUGAGUAGUAUACCAAUAUGCACAUGCCCCUUUUCUUUGCAAACCAACUAGUAAAAAAAUGCUGAGUAUCACCAAGUAAGGGCAGGCAACAGCUAAUAAGAAAGAAUUUGAAUGCCACAGGUGGGAAUGCCACCCAGAAGGCAUUAGACUCUGUCCUGUCCUAACUAAGCUUAAGGCCUGGCCCACUCCUCACAGAACCUUCUGCAUAUGCACCUCUGCAGGCAGCUCUGCUUGUAGAGCUAUACCAGAGCAGUGCAACUGGGGUGUUUUCCAUGGUGAGAAAGAUAGCACUUAAAACAGAGUCAGUAUUUUUUAAACCUCGAUUCACACUAAACCCCGAAGAUUCCAGUUUUCUAAAAAUAAUAUUUGAUCAGAGCAUUGCAGAGCCGUUCAAAGCAUUUCAGCUGGGAACAAAAUGGAACCUCCAGCAAAGAGAUGCUGUAAGCAGCUUGCAGAUACUGGCAGGCAGUUGAAACUGCUCUCUCCAUGAUGAUGGGAGCUUAGACAGGGAAAGGGGCAGUGCUCCUGGAGGUGGGAGAGCUGAUCCCAUGAGAUGUGAGGCAGUGCUACUAGUGCCAAUUUGCAAGAAAAGCAAAGGAAACCAAGUAGCUGGAAGCAGUGCCAUCUAUACCUUUGCCAGCUUCAUUUCUUCCCCACCCUUCCACAGCAGCUCAAAGAUGCAGAACCCCUGCAGACCUGCCACAAGUACAUACCUACAAUCAUCAGUCUUACCUUGGUGCUUCGCAGUAACUGUAUGCUCCUCUUACCUUCUACCAGCACCUACUUUCAUUGUGAGGUGAUCACCACCACAGAGAGCUUUGUAAAAAGCUUAUGUUCAUGAAGGAAUUUGUAUUAGAUACUGGUUUCUGUGACUUACUGUAUUUUGUAAGGGUUUUUUUCCCUUUGGGAAUUGUGCGUUAUUAAUGAGCAGUUUUAUGCUUUACUUCUAGUACAUGUAUACCUUGUAACUGAUGUGCUUUUUGUUUUGGUUUGUUUUCUUAUGUUCUCUAUACAGAGCCAGUUAAUAGAAGGUAGAUACUCUCUGUCUGAAAUUCUCAUUUUGCCUACCAAUUAAUUUAUGGAUAAAUCCAUGUCGUAGCUGAUGAACCAUUGUUGUGUUGUUACAAUCAUCUGAUAGCAUCUCUAAUUUAGCAGAAUAUGAGAUCCUGAAUAAGACUAAUAAUGCUUGUUGGGCCUUAAACUAAUAGGAAAUAGUGCACCACAAGUUUCCUGACCAUGGCUAUUGGCCCUUCUCCCUUAGUGUUCAGAACAUUGUAGAACAGCACUGGCUAGACAGUCACCUGAACAUCUCAGCUGUCUCUGUAGCUGUGCUCUGACAUCCCUCUGCAUUUACGUGAUUGAAGUUACAGUGUACCAGAUAUUUGACAGAAAGAAACUGGUUCCAACACAAUAAUUCUCUAGAAGAGAAGACCUGGACUAAAACACAUCUUUUAUUCUAUGCCUAUCCUCCUCUGGUUAGAAAAAUAAGGGAUCUUAAAUUAGCACUUAGAGAAGUGCAUCAUUCCAUUGUGGACCCUCUUUAACAAGGGCAGCUGUUUCAGUGGCUAUUAACAACCUUCAUGCUCUGGAAACCUCCUUCCUUGUCCAACUCAUUUUCUCUCUUCAGCUUUACAAGAUCUGAGUUUCCAACUUCUUAAUAAUUGCUGUGUAUAACAUAGGACAUAAAAAGAUAAGUGAUAAAGCUUGUGCAGGACUCAGUGUUGUAAUUAAACCAUCUUUCGUGCCUGGUUAUCGAUCUUGCAAAACCAGAGUGAAAACAAUCUGGCCACUUAAUGUAUACUUUGGCAUAUUGUAGCAGCUCUUUUAGAUAACUGUUUUUUAAUAGUUUUAUUAUGGCUGUAAUUUCUGCACGAGGACUGUCCACUUGAAGAAGCUAUGAAUUGCCACGUCAAAGCCAUUUUGAAAGUCAAUUCCAUUUCACCACCAGUGAUGGUGUAUGAAAAGUAAAGCAACAAAAAACAAACCCUCACCCACUCCCCAGGGAGAAACAUCUGUUCUCAGACUCAAAAUUUCUCUUGUAUAAGAUAGGCGUUUCUUCUAGUCCUCCUUUGACAUAAAUAGUACAUCUUUCAGGUAAUAUAUACAGUGCAAUAGUCUAUUAAGUAGUCAGCAGUCAAAUUUUAGGCUAAUUAAGCUAACUAGAAAUUCUAGGGUUGCAGUGAUUUCUCAUUCUUUAUUAAUACAUUGACAAUAAUACUGUUUACAUAACACUUGAUGUUUGAAAUCAAUGUGCCAGUGUCCAGUGAUUUGCUAAUCUAGAUUUGAUCUAAUCUUGUCCUAUUUUUUUGCAGCAUUCUCUAACUUCAUAUUAAGAAUCAUGUUGUCUUUCUGAAGUGAUUGCCAAGUAAACCAAAAAUGUGUUUUACACUGCUCUUGCACUGCUCUUGUCUUUCUAUACAGUAGUUUUUAUAAAGAUGUCCUUAGGUUUUAAUAAAUGAGUGUAACCUAAACUAAUCUCUGUAAUAAAACUUGCUUUAGUGUUUCAAAGA
Molecule: messenger RNA, 4656 nt
Organism: Apus apus (common swift)
Lineage: Eukaryota; Metazoa; Chordata; Aves; Apodiformes; Apodidae
Gene: SHISAL1
Product: shisa like 1
Exons: 5
Coding region: 106-711 (201 amino acids)
Source: RefSeq, a predicted model, not a curated record